AUGCAGGUGCCACGCUUCCUGGAGGAUGGGGACCAUGCCCGGGGCAGUUCCUGUUUGUGGCCACCUCUCCACCUUCCGCUCUGCUGCGUGGAAUACGACAUCCUCUUCGCCAACCAGCCGGUCAAUCACACCCACCCCGGCGGAGGAGGAAGGGCUUCUCCGCCCGACCGCAGUAAGGUGACGCUGCCGGAUGCCAUCCUGCCAGCUGCCCCGUUGUCCGAGAGUGAGAUCCAGGCCAAUAGUGGCAUCAUUUUCCUGCUGGUCAUGGCUGCCACUUUCUGGCUCUACCGUUUGGUGAAAGUCCUUUGCAGCCUGUUGGGCUACUGGGAGAUCCGCUCCUUUUACACCAAGGCCCUCAAGAUCCCCUCGGAGCAGCUGUGCAACUGCAGCUGGCAGGAGGUGCAGGCCCGGCUGAUCUCGCUGCAGCGGGAACAGCAGCUCUGCGUCCACCGGCGGGAGCUGACCGAGCUGGACAUCCACCACCGGAUCCUGCGCUUCAAGAACUACCUGGUGGCCAUGGUCAACAAGUCCCUGCUCCCCGUCCGCUUCCAGCUGCCCCUGCUGGGCCGGGGAGUCUUCCUGACUCAGGGGCUCAAGUACAACCUGGAGCUGCUGCUGUUCUGGGGGCCGGGCUCCCUCUUCCAGGGCAAGUGGAACCUCCAGCCACAGUACAAGCGCGCCGGGGCCCGGCUGGAGCUGGCCCGCCGGCUGGAGCGCAGCAUGCUGGUCCUGGGCGUGGCCAACCUGUUGCUGUGUCCCUUCAUCCUGGUCUGGCAGGGCCUCUACGCCUUCUUCAGCUACACCGAGGCGCUGAAGCGGGAGCCGGGGAGCCUGGGCGCCCGGCGUUGGUCGCUCUACGGCCGGCUCUACCUGCGGCACUUCAACGAGCUGGACCACGAGCUGCAGGCCAGGCUGAGCCGCGGCUACAAGCCGGCCUCCAAGUACAUGAACUCCUUCGCCAACUCGCUGCUGGCCGUGGUGGCCCGGAACGUCGGCUUCUUCGCGGGCUCCCUGCUGGCCGUCUUGAUCGCCCUGACCGUCUACGACGAGGACGUGCUGACCGUCCAACACAUCCUGACCGCCAUCACACUGCUGGGACUGGUGGUCACGCUGGCCAGGGCCUUCAUCCCGGACGAGCACCUGGUGUGGUGCCCGGAGCAGCUACUCCAGUGUGUCUUGGCCCACAUACACUACAUCCCCGACCACUGGCAAGGCAACGCCCACAAGUCGGAGACCCGCGAGGAGCUUUCCCAGCUCUUCCAGUACAAGGCGGUCUUCAUCCUGGAGGAGCUGCUCAGCCCCAUCGUGACCCCCUUCCUCCUCAUCUUCGCCCUGCGGGCUAAAGCCCUGGAAAUCGUGGACUUUUUCCGGAAUUUCUCGGUAGAGGUGGUGGGCGUGGGGGACAUCUGCUCUUUUGCCCAGCUGGACAUCCGGAACCACGGCAACCCCCAGUGGCUCUCGCAGGGCCGGAGCGAGGCGUCCGUCUACCGGCAGGCCGAGAACGGCAAGACGGAGCUCUCGCUGGUCCACUUUGCCAUCGCCAACCCGCACUGGCAGCCGCCUCCCGAAAGCUCCCUCUUCAUCGGGCACCUGAAGGAGAAGGUGCAGCAAGACGCCUCCCACGCCCAGCGCCUCCUGGCCGAGGGACCCUUGGCGACCUCCCUGCUCUCUGACGAGGGUCCAGGCCCCGUGUCGGAUGCCCUCCUGGCCAGCGUCCUGACCCACCCGGUCCUCACUGAGCGUCGGCUGGUUGCUCAGCCUGGCAGCACAGCCAGCGUGACGGCGAGCAUCCUGGCCUCCCUCUCUUCUUCCCUGCCGCCCCGGCACAGGAGCCGUCCCGGGGAGGCUUCGCUCUCACACAGCCAGAGCCCCCUCUUGGAGAACAGCGCUGCCCCACGCCCAGCUCCCCUCAGCCGCUCGGUUCUGCUCUCUGAGUUGGCGUUGGCCGAGAUGAGUCUACACGCCCUCUACAUGCACGAGCUUCACCAGCAACAAACAGCCGCCCGCCUCACGCCGCAGCCUUCGGCACAAACAGCAUCCCCUCGCCGUCUCUUCGAUUCGCGCAGCCAGGACCGCUCACUGGAAGUUUGGGAAGAGGAGUCAGACGAGACGCAGCAGCCGGAGAAGAGCUAGCAGGAAACGCCACUCGCUCCGUCCUUCCCUCCUUCCUUCCUCUACGUUUCUGGAGGGUUGGCACUGCCAUGGACAGCUUGCCCGGAGGGCCCUCCUGCAAGCAGAACAUGCUUGGAAGUGGAGUCUCCGGCUGUCUCCCCACUCCGGCGGGGCAGGAGUGGAUGGCGGCCGCCCCUCCUUCGCUGCGGACUUGCGUGUGACAAGCAGCCUCGUUGGCGAGGCUUCCUGGCCCCUCUUCAGGGGUGGGAGUGUACGCUUCUUAGGGGGCUAAUAAGCUGGUUUGGGCCCCACACGGUGCUAUUUUUCUUAGGGGGGGGGUCUCUCUCGGGUCAAGAGAGAAAGGGGUGGGAGGGGCUCUGCUCUCACCCUGUGCUUCCCCCCCCCCUUCCCGUCCUCCCGGGCUGGCCCACCCUAAACCCUCCUCCCCACCACGCAUGCUGUGACGGUCGCAUCGCAGGGGAGUUUGGCAGGGGUAGGUGGGCAAUAAAUGUUUACAGGAACGACAAA
This is a messenger RNA of Thamnophis elegans (Western terrestrial garter snake), 2640 nucleotides long. Its product is annotated as autophagy-related protein 9A-like. The transcript has 12 exons. Gene Ontology annotation, cellular component: phagophore assembly site; autophagosome. Gene Ontology annotation, biological process: protein localization to phagophore assembly site; autophagy of mitochondrion. The record is from RefSeq and is a predicted model, not a curated record. NCBI's taxonomy places the organism in Eukaryota, Metazoa, Chordata, Lepidosauria, Squamata, Natricidae. Bases 1 to 2133 code for a protein of 710 amino acids.